Molecule: messenger RNA, 5153 nt
Organism: Scylla paramamosain (green mud crab)
Lineage: Eukaryota; Metazoa; Arthropoda; Malacostraca; Decapoda; Portunidae
Gene: Aasdh
Product: beta-alanine-activating enzyme-like
Exons: 3
Coding region: 444-3659 (1071 amino acids)
Biological process (GO): amino acid activation for nonribosomal peptide biosynthetic process
Molecular function (GO): protein binding
Source: RefSeq, a predicted model, not a curated record
GAUACAAAUAAUGGUGAGGGAAUUGGGUAUGUCAGAAUGGAGAGGACAAGAAGGGAAUGGAUGGAGUUGCCGAUCCAAAGGCCUGGCUCAGGAGUGAUCCUGUGCCACCUGUACCAUCAAGAUCAAGAUCUGGCUGCUAGCGGGAACUUCCAUCAACACGCACGUAAAAGGACUGAGUAAUGGUGUAAUAGUGAAAAAGAAGCAUUGCAAGAAGCAACAGAAACAUGAGUGGAAAAACUAAGGAGCUGUACAACAUGAAACAGGCCACAAGAAGAAAUACAUAGGCCCAUGUAUGAGCACUACACUAUUGCAGAAGCAGCUACUCAGGCCAUCAGGGGCCUCCAGCGUGGGACUCCUUCUGUGUGGCACCAGGCGACAUAAACAGCAAGUUAAUACGUCAUGUGACUCACUGUGGAAGAUUCAACAGCAUCGCAGAUGAAGUGAUGGAAAAGAGGCAGGAGAAGAGUGACAACCUAGGCAGCCUGUUUUGGUGUACAGCCUCUGCUUUCCCAAACCACACAGCUGUUCUGUAUCUCAGAGAUGGAGAGUGGAAGGUGGUGACCUAUGAUGCCCUAAAGACAGAGGCAGUCCAGAUUAGAGUGGCACUGAGCCAUCAUGAUCCCAGGACACAGCAGACCAGCAAAGAUGAGGCACAAUAUAAGAGUCAGGCAGCAGAAAGCCUCACUACCACCUUGGUGGGUGUUGAUGACUCACAGGCAGAGAGUCAUGGCUCUGAGGUGCAAGUUGUGGGGAUCCUGUCAUCAGGUCCUGAGGCAGUUGCUUGCAUCCUUGGAACACUUCCCAGCUGUGGCUACUGGUACAUCUCCCCACAAUACACUAAGAGAGAAGUCACUGAUUUAGUUGAGAGAAUUCAGCCUGAGCGAAUACUAGUUGAAGAAAGUUUUCUGCACAGCAUUGAAGACAUUGAAUCUGUGAUCCUAGACACACUUUGCAUAUUUGGAACAAACUUCAAAUUGAUAUCCACUAAGUACAUGAAAUGUUCAUCAAUUCACAGACCUGAAACUUUGGCAUAUGUGGUGCCAACCUCUGGGUCCACUGGCAUCCCAAAGUGUGUUUAUGUGCCUCAUGCCUCCAUCAUGCCAAACAUUUAUGAUUUUGUGCAUCUGUUCAAAGUCAGCUCUAAAGACAGAAUAUUCUGUGCUGCCCCUCUCACUUUUGACCCCAGUGUUAUUGACCUCUUUCUGGCUUUCUGUGUAGGUGCUAGCCUGGUCAUGGUACCCUCGUCUAUCCUGAGGAUACCCAGGCUGCUGCUACAGGUUUUACUGGAGCAGAAGGUCACAAUCCUUCAGGCCACACCAACCCUUCUCCUUAGCCUUGGCCAUCACAGGGUGAGAGAGUCUCUCCUAGCACAGGGUUCAUGGCUGAGGGUGUUGGCCUUAGGUGGUGAGGUGUUCCCCAAAGGGGCUGUCUCGCAUUGUAUCGGAGGAGGUUGUGCAGCAAAGAUUUUCAACCUUUAUGGACUAACUGAGGUGUCUUGCUGGGCAUCUGUUUGGGAGUAUGUGCCUGAGGAAACUGGUACAUCUUCUGAAGUGGAAUGGAUGCCCAUUGGGAAACCUUUGUCUUACACUGAAAUAAAAGUGCUGAGCAAAACAGGAGAGGAAGUGGAGGAUGGGGAAGGGGAGAUACAUGUUGGAGGUGAGCAGAGGGUGUGCUUGGUGGAUGAUGGUAGUGGUAUUGGCAUGGAAGAUCAGACACUGACCCACUUGAAGGCAACAGGUGACCUGGGGCUUGUGAAGGAGGGCCACAUUUAUUGCCUUGGAAGAUUGGAUGACCAGAUCAAGAGGAAUGGUCAGAAAAUUAGUUUGAGGGAAAUUGAAAGUGUUUGUUCACAUUUUCCUUACAUCAGUCAGUGUAUUGUUGUGCCAGACUCAAAAGACAGACUAGUGGUAUGUAUGUGUCUGUUUGAUAAAGAAGUCACAGUGGAUGAUGUUUGGAGGGAUCUGAGGAACUGUUUGGCACCGUGGAAAAUUCCUGAUGAAGUGGUGUUCAUUGAUUCUGUGCCCUUCAAUACUCAUGGGAAAAUUGAAAUGCAAGAACUGCUCUCCCUUGUGACAAAGCUUCAUCACACUUCCAGGCAUGCACAGACUCUGCAAGACUUCUUCAAAGAGAUAUGGAUUAGAACUCUAGGUUAUGAGGAUGUGAGGAAGGAUGACCAGUUUGUCCUGUGUGGUGGGAACUCACUCACGGCUGUACAAGUAAAUGUCGCAGUGGAAGAAUUUUUGGGAUGUGAAAUCCCUGAGUUUCUUGAUAUACUGCUACACAAACCAUACAGCGAGAUUGUUCAAGUUUUGAGGACAUAUCAGCUGGCCAGAAAGAGUAGUGAUUUCAGUAGAGUUGUAAAUAAGAGGGCUAAAACUAAACAUGUUUCACAUCUACAACUUCAGCAUAAUAACACUAACUUAACAGAAAUAAAAAAACCUGAUACUGAUGAGGUUUGUAAUCAUCAGAGUGCAAAGGAAAGCACCAUGAAUGCUAAGCCAAAAGAUAAUGCAAGUCUAGAUAAGAGCAUUCUUCUAGCAGCUGUUUCAAGAAGAGGUGUUCAGCUGAGGGAAUCAGAGUCAUCAUCACUAAACCUUUCCUCACACACUUACUUGCUGAGGUGGAAAUUUAACCUUGGAAAGUGUAUAGACUCUUCACCUCUCCUUGUCAAGCAUUCAUGUGGGGACAUAUUUGUAUUUGUUGGCUCUCACUCCCACAAAUUUGUGUGCCUUGAUGCUGUCAGUGGAGUUGAAAAGUGGAGCUGUAUGCUUGGGGACAGAGUGGAGUCAUCCCCAGCUGUUUCACGAGAUGGGGUUUUUGUUUAUGUUGGUUGUUAUGACUACCACCUUUACUGCCUCAGAGUGGAGGAUGGGAGUGUGGCAUGGAAGUACAAAACUAGAGGAGAAGUGAAGAGCUCGCCAGUUGUGGAUCAGGAGACUGGUUGUGUAGUGUUUGGAUCUCAUGAUAAGCACCUGCACUGUGUGUGUGCGGAUGGGGAGGCUAAAUGGGUUUUACAAGUGUCUAGUGGAAGUAUAUUUUCCUCUCCAUUUAUUGGUGGAACCUUAGUGAUUGUGGCCACACUGGAUGGGGUGGUGUGUGGUGUGGACAAGGCUAGUGGAGGGAUUAGGUGGAGGGUGACACUCAAUAAGCCAGUGUUCAGCUCACCCAUCAUUUAUUCAAAGGGUGUUGUGUUUGGCACUGUUGAGGGCCUGGUGCUUAGUUACACCCUCAGUGGCUCUCCUAUGUGGAAAUUCAAGACAGGGGGAAGUAUUUUCUCAUCCCCAUUUGUGUUAAACCUUAGUAACUCACUUCAGGUUAUUGGUAUUGGAUCACAUGAUGGCUGUGUUUAUUUUUUUACCCAUCAGGGAGAGCUUAUGGCCAAGUACUGUUCUGCUUCCCCUGUGUAUGCCACCCCAUUCAUGUACCAGGAGGGUGAGGGUGUGUUUGGGGCUGUGGUAUGUGAGACGCUUGGGAGGUGUUGUGUGUUGAGGGUGGCAACUGAUGGGAAGCAGGAGGAAGGCACCACACAAAGGGCAGGUGUAGAGGUGAUGUGGAAGUAUGAGUUUCCAGGAGAACUCUUUGCCUCGCCAAUAUUUUAUGAGAAAAGGUUAUGGAUUGGUUGUCGAGAUGAUUUUCUCUACUGCUUUGAUGCUCUCUAAGUGAAAUGUGCAUCUUUCACUGGUGGAUUGUGGUAGGUGGAUGACAGAUUACAUUUACCAGAAGUGAGAACAGUAUAUUUUUGCACACAACUGAUAAAGUAUACAAUUAGUGCUAACAAAAACAGCUUUAAAUUAAUGUCUAAACUGUCUCCUGUGAUAUGUGCCUUUUGGUUAAUGACUGAUAUCUCAUUAUUAGAAGGUUACUUACUGUAGAUAUUGCAAUACAUUCUUAUAUUAGAUAUUUGUUAAAUAUCUCGAUCAUAUCUUUCAUUUCUUGAUCCAUCAGUUCUUGUUUCAUUGUCUACAUGAUUCGGGUAAAAAUUAGUGCCAGGUUAUGUCUUGCCAUGGUUGUUUUUUUCUUUUCAAGUAUUAUUGUUGCUCUGUGCUGCAUGUCAUCUAUUUAUUCAAGACGUGGAAAAAUGUAUGUACCGGAUGACUCUCAUUUUCUAUUUUCACCAGCACAUGGCUAACUUGGCAGCUGAAAACGGAGGUAAGUAAUUGGUGAUGUUGUGUGUGAUCCUGUCCUUGAUGGAGGUACCUUAGUUCUGGGCAGUCUAACAGGUGGAGCAGCGGUGAGGCUGCUGACACAAUACACUAGGUAUGGAAUGGUACAGCUAAGUCUCUAGUGAGUACUGACAGCACUUGCAGUCUUGUUGUAAAGGUAAAGCUGGGGACAUAUGCUGUGUGUGGCCUUGGCUCUCAUCUCCAUCUCAUUUGCCUUCAUGCCUAUGUUUGAUAUCCCUUGCUUUACAACACAGGGACACUGUGACAUCCAGGUUUCCAUAGUUUACCUCUCCCAGUGCCCCAAAGUAUCCAUUCAUUGACUAAUCUGAGGGAACAAUGAACAGCUGUUCUGUUCUUUUACAUAUUUUCUUCUGUUCCAACUUACAUGUAUUCUUACACCUAUACUUCAUUCUUGUUCUGAUUUCUUUCGCACACUUUUUUGUCUCUUCCUCAAUUUUGUAGUAUUUUUUAUAACUAUACUUUGACCUUAGUCUCCUCAGAUUUUAACAUUAAAUCCCGCAUUUUAAAAUGCUUUGGCUUCUCAUACGGACUGUUUUCAAUAACCAUAAAGAUAUGAAUUGGGUUCUUUUGGGUCUUUAUUUUCCAACUAAUUGUAUAGAAGCCUUUUCUGAACCACCAUCAUGAAAACGCCCCUGGAAACCCUUAUAACUUUUAGUACAUCACGACAUGCAAUCAAAAUGAUACCUGGAAACAUUGAGAAUGCAAUUCCAAACAGUUCUCCAGUAUUACUUUAUUAAUUUCACUGGCUUCUUACUUCAUGUUAUCAAAAAGGCCCAUGUUUCUUCAUUUCUUGCCUCAGCAUGAUGCACGUACUUCGAGGUGCUCUCAGUCUCUAUGGUCUGAAUUUUUCGCUCACUGUGUUCCAUUCCACAUCCAUAUCUCCAGGAUAUGUUAGUCACUGAAGUUAUGAUGUUCCUCAGCUCAAAGAAAUUUUCUUCUUUAUUUUCCACAAUAAAACUUGGGAAUGAC